AAAAACAAACAAAAAAAUCCACACGGCCCAAAAACACGAUUAAGAAACGGAAACUCGGGUGUACUCCACGUUCUAUAAAUCAAAACCUCCCUCGUCUUAAUCCUCCGCAUCACAUUCUCUCCAAGUCUCUCAUACCUAACCAACCAGUAACAACAAGAAGAAGAAAGAGAAAAUGGGCACAGCUACCUGCGUCGAUAUCAUUGUUGCCAUCCUCCUUCCACCUCUCGGCGUAUUCCUCAAAUUUGGCUGCAAAAUUGAGUUCUGGCUCUGUUUGGUGCUCACACUUUUUGGUUAUCUUCCUGGAAUUCUAUAUGCCAUCUAUGCUAUCACUAAGGAUCAAUCAUGAUCAUCUUCUAUGUGGAUCGUGAAUAGUUUUGAGGGGCGGCAUUGCUGUAUUUCAAGUUAGAUAUAUUGGUUUCGUGUAAAAGUUGAUCAGUGAUGAUUGACAAAAUUUAUUCUUCUUUUAUUUUAUAAUAAUAAUAAUAAUAGUUGUCAAUGGUCCUUGUUUUGCUGUUUUUAACGUGAAUUUUUUGUCUUAUGUGAAAAAUGAAAGUGUGAAGCUUGUGAACUAAAUGGUGAUCGAUUUGAACUACUAUACAUUAAUAGUACAGUUCGGCUCAA
This is a messenger RNA of Vicia villosa (hairy vetch), 621 nucleotides long. RefSeq names its product hydrophobic protein RCI2B-like. NCBI's taxonomy places the organism in Eukaryota, Viridiplantae, Streptophyta, Magnoliopsida, Fabales, Fabaceae. Bases 173 to 346 code for a protein of 57 amino acids. The record is from RefSeq and is a predicted model, not a curated record. Gene Ontology annotation, cellular component: membrane. The transcript is spliced from 3 exons.